AUGACAGACAAGCUCCCCCCCAACCUGCUCGCGCUGUUUGCGGCGCGACCACCCCUGCGAUGGGUUGAAGCUCCCGAUUAUGCGCCCCAGAACCGCAAGACAGCACCCAUCAGCGGCGUCGCCCAAUUCCUCCCAGAGCUUCAGAAAUACAAGGAGACCGACGUAUACCACCCUACCGAGAGUUGGCUGCAACGUCGCGAUCGCAAGAAGCGGGAGAAGAAGGAGAAAUUGGAGAGCCUCGUCACAGAGGCGCCCGAGCAUUACCGGCCUGAUAAGGAUACCAACAUCCGUGGCGAUGCCUUCAAGACUCUGAUUGUUGCGCGUUUGAGCUAUGAAGCCGACGAGAAGGACUUGGAAAAGGAGUUUGGUCGCUAUGGCCCCAUUGAGCGCAUUCGCAUUGUCACCGAUACUCAUGCCGACGAGAAACCGAACAAGAAGAAGAAGCCCCACCGAGGCUAUGCUUUCGUUGUUUUCGAACGCGAAAAGGAUAUGCGAGCGGCUUUGGAUUCUUGUGAUGGCAUGCGCAUCAAGGACCGACGUAUCAAGGUAGACGUUGAACGAGGCCGAACCGUUAAGGGUUGGCGACCACGACGUCUCGGUGGUGGUCUCGGCGGCCGAGGUUACACUCGAGCUAUGGCCUCACGUCCCAUGGGCCCCGGUGGCUUUGGCGGCCCCGGAGGAGGCGGUUACCGUGGCGGACCCAGAGGUUUCGAUGGUGGACGCGGACGUGGUGGCCACCGAGGAGGGUUUGGCGGUCGUGGAGGAGGUUUCCGAAGCGGCGGCGAUUUCAGUCGCGGUAGUGACCGCGGUGGUGACCGAGGCGGAUACGGAGCUCCUAGCGAUGCUCCCUCCGGACCCGGCUUCGACCGUAGGAACGGAGGUCAUGGUGACCGUGACCGAGGUGACCGAAGGGGCGACCGAGGCCCUGGUGGGUAUGAUUCUCGAGGUGGUCGCUCAUUUGACGACAGACAAGGCGGCGGCCAUCGUGACGGUGGCCGACACGGCGGAGAUCGCGAGAACCGACGUACCGGAAGCAACAACGAACCUAUUGGCCGACGAGAAGGUGGGUAUCGCGAGAGGGACCGUGACUUCGACAGACCUCGCGAUGACGACGGUGGCCGUAAGCGCGGUUAUGAUGGUGGCUACGAAGAUCCCAGAAAGCUGCGACGUUACUGA
Messenger RNA from Fusarium poae, 1176 nucleotides. RefSeq lists its product as uncharacterized. Bases 1 to 1176 code for a protein of 391 amino acids. Gene Ontology annotation, biological process: mRNA splicing, via spliceosome. NCBI's taxonomy places the organism in Eukaryota, Fungi, Ascomycota, Sordariomycetes, Hypocreales, Nectriaceae. Gene Ontology annotation, cellular component: precatalytic spliceosome; U2-type prespliceosome; U1 snRNP. The record is from RefSeq and is a predicted model, not a curated record. Gene Ontology annotation, molecular function: mRNA binding; U1 snRNA binding. The transcript has 4 exons.